AUGGCACCCUACAUCGCCUCCUGGGGAAUCAUCGGCGCUGGCUGGAUCUCGUCCAUGUUCGUGGAGGACCUUGCGCUCCCCCGUUCAGAUGUCACGGACGUACUGCACAGCGUCGCCGCCGUUGGCGCGCGCGACAAAGACCGCGCGGCAGCGUUCAUUGACAAAUACCUGCCCAAAGGCGCGACUGCACAGCAACUAGGUCUGCGGCCACCACCAGUGGCGGUGGGCGGUUAUGCAGACCUGUACGCAAGGGAGGACGUUGACAUUGUUUACAUCGGAACGCUGCACCCGACUCAUUACGAUGAUGUCAAGGCCGCACUGCUAGCCGGCAAGCACGUACUCGUCGAGAAGCCGGCGACACUCAACGCUGCCGAGUGGGAUGAGCUUGUGGCGCUCGCGACCGAGAAGAGCCUCUUCUUGAUGGAGGCUUUCUGGACAGCGUUCCAGCCAGCGGUUGCAGCCCUGCGUACCAAGCUUCACAAGGACAAGGUGAUUGGCGAUAUCCACGCCGUAAGCGCCAAUUUCUCGGUGCCAAACUACAAUGUGCUGCCCGAUGACCACCGGAUCAUCGGCCUCGCGGCAGCCGGUGGCCCGCUCCUCGACAUUGGGGCGUACUGCAUGGUACCGGCCCGCCUCGCGUUGACGGAUAACCCGGCGAAUAAGGGCGCCGCGCCUAAUGUAACCUGCGUAAUGAGCAAGACACGCAUGGGCACCGACCUCGACACGACGAUUGUCCUCGACUAUGCCAACCUUGAAGCGCGCGCUGUGUGCAACAUGAGCUUUAACGCACGCAUGCCUCGCGAGCACACGGCCACGAUCAGCGGAACUGAAGGUGAAGUCGUCAUCCACGACAUACUCUGCCGUAUCACCAAGUUUAGCGUGACAAAGUACACGCCGGGUGAGACCCCACAGAUGCCUGGAAAAUGGGGUGAGCCACAAACCUUCGAGUACGCCUUCCCGGGUACUGGGCUCUACUUUGAGGCGGACGCGGUGGCGCGCGACAUUCGCGACGGUCGGACUCAGAACGAGCUUGUGUCGCACAAGUACACGGCCGAGACGCUCGAGAUCUUCGACGAAUCCCGCAGGCAAGGAGGUUACAUCCUUCCCGAGGGUAUGGAGAAGGUUGGGCGCGUGAGCGCGUAG
Cutaneotrichosporon cavernicola is the source of this 1143-nucleotide messenger RNA. RefSeq lists its product as uncharacterized. The record is from RefSeq and is a predicted model, not a curated record. Gene Ontology annotation, molecular function: nucleotide binding. Lineage: Eukaryota; Fungi; Basidiomycota; Tremellomycetes; Trichosporonales; Trichosporonaceae. The coding region runs from base 1 to 1143 and encodes 380 amino acids. The transcript has 3 exons.